Molecule: messenger RNA, 1342 nt
Organism: Cololabis saira (Pacific saury)
Lineage: Eukaryota; Metazoa; Chordata; Actinopteri; Beloniformes; Belonidae
Gene: snrnp25
Product: small nuclear ribonucleoprotein 25
Exons: 5
Coding region: 599-1159 (186 amino acids)
Biological process (GO): mRNA splicing, via spliceosome
Cellular component (GO): U12-type spliceosomal complex
Molecular function (GO): protein binding
Source: RefSeq, a predicted model, not a curated record
AUGUUAUGUACAUAGGGACAGGUGUUACACGCGAAUCUCAUGCACUUUUGCCCCUCUUCGACGAUUAGAACAUUCCCACAAGUCGGACAGAACAUCAGCAUGUUACCAGAUACCCAGAUCUUUAAAAGUGCAGUUUUAAACAGGUCGACACAAACGUGAGCAGCGAAACAGCGGAAACCGCUGCUGCAAUUUUUAGGUGCCGGUGGGAAACAACGAACGAAGCGAUCUCCGGUCCGGUUGAAAAAAUAUAUAUAAGCAAAAACAUAAAUAUUUACACAAUUAAUAGCAAAUUAUCAUGAGUUGGUUCAAAAUGUAAUUAAAUAAAUCAUAUAAUAGCGUCUUGUUUUACUUUCUAGAGGAACCUUUGUAAUGAGCAACACUAUUCCUCCGGUACAUGAAUUAUGAUGCACACGCUGAUUUUUAGAUUUCAAUUUGACUUAAUUUCAGGUCAUUCUAAACUCUAUGUUUUAGAUGUCCUGCCUUCUGCAUUGAAGUAAUUAACCACUCCGGGUGUUGGCAAGCACUUUCCCAGUCAUUUGCCGUUAGUUUGAAGGGCUUUUAGCGGAUACAGUGAGUUGCUGGGUGUGUGCUCGUGGUGAUGGAGGCAGAGCAGAGUUCAGCUGGAGGGGCAGGAGGACAAGAAGAGGAGCUGAAACAGGAGCUGAAACAGGAGAUCCAAACCCACCACCCAUCCCCAGAUGCCCCGGAUUCCCCGGACGCCCAGGAGGAAGAUGAGGAAAAUCUUCCACAUUCAGAAAUCCUGGAUAUAUUCGAGGAAGGACUUGCUCGACUUGUGCAGGACCCUUUACUCUGCGAUCUGCCAAUCCAGGUGACUCUGGAAGAGGUGAAUUCCCAGAUUGCGUUGGAGUACGGUCAGGCGAUGACCGUGAAGGUUGUACAAGCAGAUGGUGAAACAAUGCCCAUAGUAGUGGUGCAAAACGCUACUGUUCUUGAUCUGAAGAAGGCCAUUUGCAGAUUCACUGAGCUUAAACAGCAGCGAGAAGGUGGAGUGAAACAUGUCAGCUGGAGAUAUGUUUGGAGAACCUAUUAUCUGGUAUUUCAGGGCGAGAAGCUGGAAGAUGACACAAUGAGACUUAAAGAUUAUGGGAUCAGGAACAGAGACGAAGUGACAUUCAUGAAGAGACUCAGAAAAAAGUGACACAGCCAACAUUUGGGAGCCAAACUAAAAGAAAAACACAAUUUCCUGGGCAGUUUUGGCAGUAUUGAACUACUGCGUGUUGUGGACAGCUUUAUUAUACUUUUUUUUCUUAAAUGUUUUGGCUCAUAAAGUGGCUUAAUGUAAAUAAAAUCAAGACUUUUUUUUCAACUCCUUGUAUGUAAA